GCGGCGAAGGAUUGUGCUAUGAAGACCACGUGACAGAACACGUACGGAAGUGACGCGUGGUGCUCAAAAGAGUUAAGCAAAGCAUCUGGGAACAAAACACCAGCUAGCUCAGUUUUUAUUUAACAGCGGAGGACCGGAGCUGGGAGCAAACACACGGCGGAAACGGUUGACACUACUAUAAGCAGACAGACGCCAUGAAUCCUGUAUACAGCCCUGCACCAACAGGGGUCCCCUUCACCAACACAAAGGGUUUGAGCUAUCCAGCCGGAUUCCCUGUUGGAUACGCGACCGCUGCACCGGCAUACAGUCCCAGUGUUUAUGCUGGAGCAAACCCGGGCUUCUCCAGCGGCUAUGCCACUGGCACUGCUUUCAAAAUGUCCUGCUCUCCCAACACGGGGACCGUCCCGCCGUACUCCUCCUCCCCGAACCCAUACGCCGCCGUUUACCCUGUGAGGAGCACCUAUCCCCAGCAGAGCCCUUACGCACAGGCGCUAAUACCGUCACAACAGCAAGGCACCUAUUACACGCAGCCGCUGUACGCUGCUCCGCCUCACGUCAUCCAUCACACGACGGUGGUCCAGCCCAACGGGAUGCCCGCAGCCAUGUAUGCCCCGCCCAUCCCUCACUCUCGCCCCAACGGUGUAACCAUGGGGAUGGUAGCGGGCACAACCAUGGCCAUGUCAGCAGGAACUUUGCUGACAAGUCCAUCACCUGCACCCGUUGCCCCCCAUCAAGUUACGAUGCCCACAUAUCGGGCCCCUGGCACCCCCAGCUACAGUUAUGUGCCGUCACAGUGGUGAAGACACUGAAGCGUCGCAAAGGCGUUAGAUAUGCAUUCACACUCUACUCCAGUGUUUUUCGCUCUCGGCAGCGGCCUGCCCUCGCAGCGUCCGCAACCACUUAGUCUUCUUCCAGCAUAAUGUGAAUCUAAAACCCAACUAACAUAGAUCAGAGCCCCGUUCCAACAUGGAGGGGGCUUGGAAGGAUAGGGACCCAUGUACACCCCUCCUUUGUCCCCCUUAUAUCAACAAGGCUGCAUUCCCCCCCCCCUUUCCUUCCAGUCCCUGCCAGCAUCAGCACCUCUGCAGCCUGGCCUCAUAUCUCGCAUCAAACUGCAAAAAAGGAAAAAAAAAAAACAAAAACAUAAAAAAACCUCCAGGCGAACCUUUUGCGGACUGUCAUGCAGGUUUUUAUAGCUUAAACUCUGAAGUGGUAAAAAAGGGAGUUCUGUUUUCUUUUUCUGUUUAUUUUUUAUUAUUAUUAUUAUUAUUAUUAUUUGGAGGAUACCUAUGACGUUGAAUGCAUGUGUGUGUGUAUAUAAAUAUAUAUAUAUAUAUAUAUAUAGAUAUAUGAAGUAAUGCUAGCUUGAUCUACCUGCUGUGACAGAUGCAAAGUCAAUAAAAGGCACACGUCCAAAGGAACUAAAAAAGAAAAAAAAAAAGUAAUAAUCUGCAAUGCUGAAUCACCAGUGACCGUCUCAUAAAUGUGAAAAAACGUGCCUGCGUACCCCAACGCAGAGUCUUACCAUUUCCACUGCUUUCGAUAUGUAACGCGAGUUCUUCAUUGUUUCUUCAAAUGACGCAGCGUCUUCACUUUUUUUGUGUGUGUGUAUUUUAGGGGGGAAAAUAAAGAGACGGGGAGUGUUUGACUUCGUGCCUCUGACUGACAGCCAUUCCGCAACUUAACCAGCUCGAGUGUUUCAUUUCUUUUUCUUCUCCUGUGUUUUUAGGAAAAGCUGCUUUCUAAAAAAAAAAAAAAAAAUAGAAAAAAAGACCAAAAGCAGUUUCGGCCUGUUAGAGCUGCGGCGUCUUCGUUUUGGCCAGAAGUGUUCUUUUAGCAAGGAACGGAGAGAAGUUGGGGCAAUCGUUUGACGAGAACGAAUGAAUGGGAUCGCCGUUUUGUGUUUGUGUGUGUGUGUGUGUGCGCGCGCGCGUAAAAGAAACGGUCUUAAUGUUGAAAAAAAAAGAGAAAAACAAAAAGCGGUGCCAUACAAGUGCAACAUGCUUUAAACGUUCACAUCAAGAUAGUUUGUGUCCAGGUAGCUCUGACGCACUACAGCAUUAAAUCACUGCUAACUGUGGCUAUGUUAGGAAAACAUCAUAACGUUCAAGUCCAGUUGUGAAUAGCACAACUGAAUGAAGGCACUAAGUGAAAACAGUUUAAGAUUUUUGUUUUUGUUUUUACCCUUCGACAUGGCUCGCUGUCUUACCUCAAAGUAAUCCCACCAGUAUCACUCGUUUCAGACAUGCUUUUUCUAUGUUGCCUCGGUCACCUCAGUUAAAUAAUCUGUUUUGUAAAUGUUAUUUUUGUGAUUUUGGUUCAUGUUUUGUACUCUAAAAAUAAAAACCAACUAUAAGGGAAAA
Molecule: messenger RNA, 2363 nt
Organism: Xiphophorus maculatus (southern platyfish)
Lineage: Eukaryota; Metazoa; Chordata; Actinopteri; Cyprinodontiformes; Poeciliidae
Gene: fam168b
Product: family with sequence similarity 168 member B
Exons: 7
Coding region: 195-800 (201 amino acids)
Source: RefSeq, a predicted model, not a curated record